AUGUAUUUGAACACUUCAGAGUCGCUGAUCACCAUCGACUCGGUUGCCGCAGCUAGUACUGAAGUAUCUGGCGUUGCCAGAUUGCUGUCCGCCCAGUCUCCCACGUUCAACUACCAGAUUGUCUACACGGUCAUCAUUGCGGGCAUGGACACGAACGAGACAGAACAGCGCCUGCUCGGUAUUUUCGACGAUUUCACACUGCUCAACAGCACCAGCCUUAUCGAUCCGUUUCUCGCCCAGGUGAGCCUUGCAAACGGCCUUGGAAACGUGACUGUUUUCUAUGCGACCGAACCAAAUGUUAUUCUGUGGUUGUACACAACUGCGACACUCACGUCGACGACUGCCACGUCCACGACGUGCUGUGUGUGUAAUCUUCCUGCCGCCUCUGACGUGCCUUCGGGAGUGCCUGUCGGACUGUUAGAGGAUGUUGCUGACCAGGUAUCGAAUCCGCCCAGGCCAGACUUAGUCCGUAUCGAAUGCAUGGGCUUCAAGUGGUUCGACACGUGUAACCCCAUUUGUGGUCCUGGAUAUGUUGAGGCAGAGCAGAUGGUUUGCACGAACACAUCAGAAGAAUUGAAGAUGGAGCCCUCGACGUUCAACGGAACAGCCAGGUGCGAGCGAGACGUCUGUCACGGCAGCCCGUUCAACGGAACCGUUCCGAUUGGCUAUGAACCGCCAGAUCCGAAUUGUACAGACAUGCUCUACCAGGACAGAUGCAACUUCUCGUGCUCCGACGGCUACACGGACAGCGGGAUUACAGUCCAGCUCGAGUGCCUCAACACGACGUCUUGGCCUGUCUGGGGGCCAGUAGAUUACGAGUUUGCCACGGGCUCGGGCUUCUGCACAGAGAUGUCGUGUGAUGCGGACUCGGUGCCAAACAUGAGGGACGUGAUCAAUAGCUCUUCCUGCGUUGGCAUUGGAAGCCGAGCGAGUUGCUCGCCAGUAUGCAACGCGUCGUACGAAUUGGUCGAGCCAAUCAACUGUACCAAGGGCCAGUUCGACGAGAUCCCCUUGACCUGCAUACCCUCCGAGCACGCGGAGGUGCUCCAGCUUGAAGAGGUCCUGCUCAUCCCGAUGGCCAUCGCCAGCGACGAUCCUGGAUCUGCUGAGGGCAUCACCGCCGAUUGGGCUGACAACCCCUCAAGCGAAGAUGCCAUCAAAAGCUCCAUCGGUAAGAUGUUAGGCUUGCUUCCAGGUCAGAUCUUCGUCAAAGGGACGAAGGAUUUGAAUUCGGAUUGGAGCUCUGUCGCUCCAACGACGACGAGGCGUUUGACGACAUCGCAGGGGCUGUUCUUCGAAGUCGUGCUCCAGCCAACUGAACUCGUCAACUUCUCAUCCCUGAACGAGAGCAUCAGUGGUCUGGCUGCGGGCAACUUCAUCGACGAACUCAGGCGUGCCCUGCAGGAUGCUGGCGUCAGCGAGCCGUCGGGACUCGCGAACGCCACGUUCGUCUUCGGGCCGACCCAGUACGUGAGCUUCACUCUCCCGAGGGCGCGGUGGAUAGCCCGCACGGAGUGGUCGCUGUGCAGCAACAUGUGCGGCGUCGGGGCGCACACGCGUACCGUGGAGUGCGUGGGGGCCUGGGGGCGCAACGCCACCGACCUGUGCAACGCCAACGCGGCGCCGGGGUUCACCCAGGAGUCGUACAUGCCCGACGCCGAGCCGUGCGAGCAGUACAUCCAGUGCCCCUACGACUGGAGCUGCCCCAGCGGCCCAGAUCCCGUGACGGGCGAGGGCUGCGAGGCGCAGGCCUCGGCCGUGUUCAUCGCGCUCGCCGUCAUUCUCCUCUGCUGCGCCUGCCUGCUCUGCGCGUACCUUCGGAAGUGGCUGAUGGCUCGGCCGGAGAAGACAGCAACGAACAUCGAGUGGACGAGGGAGCAGCGCAGCGCUCAUUACAGCAAUCGGGGCUCCGCCAUCCUGACACCGAAGGGUGGUCGCGGCGACCCGAUCGGGCCAGUGGACUUGGACUUGAGUGGCGCGGCGGAAUUUGUGCUUCAGAUGAGAGUGGCGACUGCAGCCAAGGACGCCUUGCUAGUCGGAAAGGUCUAUCGCCGCGGUGACGUGACAUCGAAGAAGAGUGGCGAGGCGAAG
Prorocentrum cordatum is the source of this 2091-nucleotide messenger RNA. Lineage: Eukaryota; Dinophyceae; Prorocentrales; Prorocentraceae. The record is from the annotation of a GenBank genome assembly.